This is a messenger RNA of Dicrocoelium dendriticum, 710 nucleotides long. The record is from the annotation of a GenBank genome assembly. Lineage: Eukaryota; Metazoa; Platyhelminthes; Trematoda; Plagiorchiida; Dicrocoeliidae.
AACACCUUGUGCUGCGGCUAUAAGAACUAAAAUUAAAAUAUGACGAAGGGUAAUCCUAUACAGUAUCCAACCGCUAUACGCUAACUGGCUGCUGCACGGUUCGCAUUAUUAAUAAGGAAAACCUGCCUGCAAUUUUAAUCCUGCUGAUUACAUCCACUACUUCGGAUGUCAUGUAGCUGUACCUACAACAGCCAACUUACAUUCGCGCAUUGUGAGUUCGGUCUUCCCUCCGUGAUGUCGAGAGAAGUUAGGUCUACAGUGCGCAUUAUGCGACCUGGUGUUGUUGCUCUUGUUUUGGCUGGACGGUAUACAGGUCGCAAGGGUAUUGUCAUAAAGAGUUACGAUGACGGUUCGAAGGAGAAACCGUAUGGCCACGCACUUAUUGUCGGAAUCGACCGAUACCCCAGGCGUAUCGUUCGUCGCAUGGGGAAGAAACGAAUGGAAAGUCGGUGCAAAAUAAAACCUUUUGUGAAAAUUAUCAAUUACAAUCAUCUGCUCCCCACAAGACACAUGGUUAAUAUCCCGUUCGAUACCAAGCUUAUAAACAAAAACGCACUGAUGGAUAAGUCACUCCGUCGCAAGGCCCGGUUGGAAGCGAAACUAAAGCUUCAGCAAAGGUAUAAGUCGCGUGAAAAUCCUUGGCUUUUCUCGAAACUGCGGUUCUGAAUUUUGUACUGCAUCGUGGCCCAAUAAACCCAAUAAACGCCGUC